This is a messenger RNA of Closterium sp. Naga37s-1, 687 nucleotides long. Lineage: Eukaryota; Viridiplantae; Streptophyta; Zygnematophyceae; Desmidiales; Closteriaceae. The record is from the annotation of a GenBank genome assembly.
AUGUGUAGAGAGGCUUUGGCUGCCAAAGCUGCUGCAGAGGCUAUACCCACGUUCAACAUGAUUGACGACGUCAUCCGCGCCGUCGCUGAGUACCUGGGGCGAUCAUCACCGUGGCAUCAACGAUUCAUGGAGCUGCAGGAGGUCUUCACGUCUACCAAUCUCGAGGUGCAAGGGAUCCACGAGCUCGACUACCCCUUGGUGCAUGCGCAGAUUUUGCGCACAACGUCUCUCUUGGAGAGCCGGUACAUCGACUACGGAGACGACUUCGGCGGCGGCCCCAACGAGCGGCUUUAUCGCUUCAUUGAGAAGCACGGACCGAAGGGGUCACCAGAGAUGGUGGUGGAAGGCGCGUCGUCAGAUGGGAGCCUCAACCGCUUCAAGGUCAUCCUACACGAGCGCAGAGUGGCGAACUAUCUUGGGCCAGGUCAUCACGAUGCGUGUGUGGCGCUCUGCGCCGACAUGGCCGAGCUCCUCGUCCAACAGCUCCAGUCAAAGCUCGGCGACCUCGACUCUCUUUCCGGCGUGCGACUUUUCAUUCCUGACUUGUGGCAACCGAAUUGGGAGAGGCACGCGUGGCAGGCACAGUGCCUUGAGUGGCUGUUGUCAUUAGUCACUCUGUUUCGCGCCGAUGGCUCAGACGAGAUUCUACCAGGUCAGUUCAUGAUUGCACGCUCGGUCGACCGUUGA